Molecule: messenger RNA, 1203 nt
Organism: Closterium sp. NIES-65
Lineage: Eukaryota; Viridiplantae; Streptophyta; Zygnematophyceae; Desmidiales; Closteriaceae
Source: the annotation of a GenBank genome assembly
AUGCUCCAGGCUCACUCUACCUGCAAACUUUGGGAAGCUUCCAGCCUUGAAGACGCUCGUGCUGCACAAGCUGCCACUUCUCCGUCUCCCUUCUUCCUUCACCAGACUCGGAUCUCUGGAGACGCUUUUUCUGCUCGGGUGCAAGGAGGUGACAUUGGCGGCCUCAUCAAUCUCCAGACUUUCCGUCUCAAGAAGAAUUGCAGCGAGCAGCUGCCGUCAUCAUUCUCACAGCUGGCGUCACUGACCAGGUUGGAGCUGGAUUACUGCAGGGUGGGUGGACUUCCAGAGGGAGUGGGGAAGAUGGCAAAGCUGCAGGAGCUGUACAUUCGCAACUGCCGUGACAUUUCAGAGAUUCCAGAAUCUGUGUCCGGCCUUGUCAGCCUCCGGGUGCUCGUGAUAGUAAAAUGUUCCAGCCUCUCUGCAAUUCCCAUGACACUGGACAGCCUCACCAGGCUCACACAGUUGGAGCUGAGGGGAUGUGAGCAGCUGAACAAAGCCCCUCAGGCUCUGCCUCUCGCUCUCCAGAUUCUAUCGUGUGAAAACAAUGAGCAGGUGGUGCUGCCCUGCAUUUCACGGCUUUCUGAGCUCCGAACAUUGCUGCUGGGCGUUGUCGGUGCGAGAUGCCUACUGGCCAUCGGUUACCAUCUCUCUGGUCUGGAGCAUCUGGAGCUGGUGCUGGAGGAAGAUGCAGAUGAGUUUCUGUUCGCUUUGACAAGGCUUUCUCACCUCCGCUCUUUGACACUGAAGGAGGUGCGCAGCAUAAAGAAGCUGGUGGAAUGUGGUGGCUCCGCAUUGCAGGAGCUGAGGCAGCUGAACAUUCACACCACAUGUGAUGAACUCACGGAGCUGCCUGCGCCCAUCACCACUCUCGACCACCUCACAUCCAUGCAAAUCCAUGCGCCAAACUUGUCUUCUCUUCCGGAAACCAUUGGAGCAUUCUCACGACUGCGCAGGCUGGACUUAUCCAACUGCUCAUCCCUCGCGCGUCUCCCUGCUUCCCUCACGCAGCUCUCCUGCCUUCAUAUUUUGGAUGUCAGCAACACCCCCAUCCGAUUACUUCCCCCUGGCCUCGCUCAGCUUAGCAGACUGAGGUGGCUUAAUCUGCGUAACUGCAAGCAACUGGAGGCUCUGCCGAGUGACAUUGCGGAUUUCAGAAUGCUUGAUCUUCUCCUUACGAGAGGCUGUGACAAGCUCCAGAGCUGA